AUGUCGCGCCACGCACGUCUCGCAGAAUUGCGAGCGCUGCGAGCAUCUGGCAAGACACGUCUCUCUACCUACAAUGUAGAAGAAGAAGAGAAUGUAUAUGAGGAGGUAGACGAAGAAGGCUACAAAAAGGUGGUCAGGGCUCGCCUUGAUCAAGAUGACUUCGUCAUAGAUGACAAUGGCGAGGGGUACGCGGACGAUGGGCGGGAAGAGUGGAUGGGCGAGCGGAGGGACGACAGUGCCAGUGGAAGCGAGGAGGAAUUGCCCUUGAAAGGCAAAGCUGCGAAGAGAAAGCGUGAAGAAGACAAGGAAAAGACGGAAAGAACCAACAACAGCAUCAACAAGUACUUUAGUAAUGGACCUGUUGCUGCGGCUCCAAAGCCGAAGCCUGUCGCUACUGUCGAGGAUGCUGUUUUCAUGGCAGAUCUGCUGGGUGAAGUGGACACGAACAUACCAAGUCGUCUUCCAUUGAAGACGGUCAAGACGGAAUCUCGACGGAAGACUCGCGUGCUCUCGCCUCCAGUAUCACUAGAAAGGAAAAUCGCCCUUCCCAAGCAGAGAGAAGCAAACAAAGCUGCCCACUUGCUCAACACCCCGCCUCUAGAAACAAAUUACAAUGACGACGAUGGCUUUAUGGGAGGCAUAGAUGACGAUGCCUUCCCCGCCAGCGAUCCAAUACCAUCUUCGCCGACCAAGAAUGCGGUGGAUCGUAAGGGUCAGCAGUCAGUCAAGGUCGAGGAGGAGGAUGAAGACAUGAUGGAGGUAGCUCAAGCCAUUGGGGAUAGUAAAGUCAAGGCUGCAAGUGUCAAUAUGUCUGGAUCACGUCCUACCCCGAAGGUCGUGAAAGCUCCUGCGUAUCCAUCACCAGCAAGCUCCUCUCCUACCCGACCACCAACCGAUGUUGUUGACGCAUCUGCGUGGAACGACAUCACUUCGAAGCUCAAUGUUUUGAGCAGCCAAGAGCCAGCAACAUCUAGCUUUGGAAAAGUCAGGAUCGAAGACGCAACCGAGGAUGACGGCAGUCUACGCUUCUUUUGGACAGACUACACUGAGGUCCAUGGCAGCCUCUGUCUCUUUGGCAAGGUCAAAGACAAGAACUCAGGCGCAUAUGUCAGUGCCUUUGUAAAGAUUGAUAAUAUUCUAAGGAAGCUCUACUUCCUACCCCGAACUUACCGCCAAAAACAUGGGCGAGACACAUCUACCGAAGUUGAGAUGGGUGAUGUCUAUCAAGAAGUAGACGAGGUCAUGACAAAACUUCGCGUGGACAUGCACAAAAUUAAACCAUGUUCGAGGAAAUACGCCUUUGAACUUCCAGAUAUACCAAAGGAAGCCGACUACUUGAAGCUGAUGUACCCGUAUGAGAAGCCUGCUUUGCCGGUAGGCAUGAAGGGGGACACCUUCUCACACGUCUUUGGAACUACGACUGCGCUCUUUGAGCAGUUCGUUCUCUGGAAGAACAUCAUGGGUCCAUGUUGGUUGAAGAUCGACGGCGCUGAAUUUGCACCCCUCAACAACGCCUCUUGGUGCAAAUUUGAGGCUCAAGUUGCAUCUCCCAAGGCCGUUACUGCGCUGAAAGAAUCCGACAACAUGGAUGCGCCGCCUUUGACCUUCAUGAGCAUCGCACUCAGAACAAGUUUGAAUGUGAAAGAGAACAAGCAAGAGAUCCUCGUCGCCAGUGCGCGUAUUUAUGAGAACAUUUCUCUUACUGAUACGACUCGUCCGGAGGAUCUGCCAUGCAAGACUUACACCAUCAUGCGCCCUGCUGAGACCUCUUAUCCAACCGGCUUUGAUGCACUGAGCAAGAAGCAGCGUGGCACUAUCAUGCUUGGGAAGAACGAGAGUAUGCUCCUUUCUAUGUUCCUUGCAGUCUUAGAGAGGGCGGAUCCAGAUGUUCUCAUGGGCCACCAAUUGCAAGAUGUUGACUACCCGAUCUUGCUAAGUCGCUUCCGGGAUAGGAAGACUCCAGGCUGGCACAAAAUAGGGCGAAUGAGGCGAAGCGAAUGGCCCAAAAAUAUGGGAAAGGGUGGCGGAAGCUUCUUUGCAGAGAGGCAACUAGUUUCAGGACGCCUUCUCUGUGAUGUUGCAAACGACAUGGGCAAGUCAUUAAUGACCAAAUGCCAGUCAUGGAGCUUGACUGAGAUGUGCGAGCUUUACCUUGGUGAAGGGAACCCACGGCGUGAAAUAGACAACGAGGUUGCUCUCAAGACCUGGGCGACAUCAAGAGAAGGUCUCCUAAAUUACGUCAAUCAUUGCGAGGCUGAUACAUACUUCAUCGCCGCCCUCGCCUUACGAGUGCAGAUGCUACCACUGACGAAAGUCCUCACGAACCUGGCCGGAAACUCUUGGGCAAGGACGUUGAGUGGUACCAGAGCCGAGCGUAACGAGUACAUCCUGCUACACGAAUUCAACAAGAACAAGUACAUCUGUCCUGACAAAGUAUUUGGCAAGGGCAAAGCACACAUCGAAGAAGAAACGCCUGAGGGCGAGGAGGGUGCUGAUGUGAAGAAGAGAGACAAAUUCAAAGGUGGACUUGUAUUCGAGCCAGAAAAGGGGCUUUACCACAAAUUUAUCCUGGUCAUGGAUUUCAACAGUCUGUACCCAAGCAUUAUUCAAGAGUACAACAUAUGCUUUACUACAGUCGAUCGAUCAGAUCAGUUGGAGAACGACGAGAAAGUUCCUGAUGUCCCUGUGGACCAAAACCAAGGUAUACUGCCGAAACUCAUCGCUACCCUCGUCAGCCGUCGAAGGCAGGUCAAGGCUCUCAUGAAAGACAAGAAGGCCACUGUUGACCAGCUUGCUACUUGGGACAUCAAGCAACUUGCCUUGAAAUUGACUGCCAAUUCCAUGUACGGUUGUCUUGGAUAUACGCAGUCAAGGUUCUACGCCCGGCCUUUGGCUAUGCUCACAACAUCCAAGGGCCGAGAGAUCUUGCGGAGUACCAAAGACCUUGCGGAAAGCACGCAGUUGCGAGUCAUCUAUGGAGACACCGAUUCUGUUAUGAUCAAUACUAACGCUGAUAAUAUCGAGGACGCGAUGAAAGUUGGCAUUGACUUCAAGCGUUCCGUCAAUGAGAAGUACAAGCUCUUGGAGAUCGACAUUGACAACAUUUUCCGAAGACUCUUGCUACAUGCCAAGAAGAAGUACGCCGCGAUCAACAUGAUGGAGGUUGACGGCAAGUAUGUGGACAAGCUUGAAGUCAAAGGUCUUGAUAUGAAGCGAAGAGAAUACUGUGCCUUGUCCAAGGAAGCGUCAUCACGCUUGUUGAAUUUAAUCUUGUCUGGCGAAGAGCCCGAGGUGGUGGUCGGCAAAGUCCACGAGUACCUUCGCGAGCUGUCCGAGAGGAUGAGAGAGGAGAAGGUCCCAGCUCAGAAAUAUAUCAUCUUCACAAAACUCGGCAAAAACCCCAAAGACUACCCCAAUUCCGACAGCAUGCCCCAAGUCCAAGUCGCUCUCCGCGCCCUCGCCCAAGGCAAAAGUGUCCGCGUGAACGACGUGAUCUCCUACAUCAUGACCGCGCAUGCCGUGGGGACCACCACAGCCCAUGAAUCCACCGCCAAACGUGCCUACGCCCCUGCAGACGUAACAUCGGCCUCCUCAACCUUAAAACCAGACAUUGAAUGGUACCUCUACAAGCAGAUCUUCCCUCCCAUCGAACGUCUAUGUGCCCCCAUGCCUGGCACCGAUGCCGUUCACCUUGCCGAAUGCCUCGGUCUUGAUACGAGGAAAUACAGCAUUGCUUCUGCGGCGUCCUCGAACCAAACGCAGGAGAUCAGUCCGCUGGAAAGUCAAGUACCGGAUUCUAUCCGGUUCAGAGACUGCGCUCGACUAUCGCUCAAAUGCCGUUUCUGCAAACACGCUUUUCUCUUCGAAGGUAUAGCCACUUCCAUUGCCAACGUCACCCCCGAAGGCAUCGUCUGCCCGGCACCAGACUGCAAACGCCCCUUCUCCACAUUAGGUGUAGUAUCCCAACUCGAACAUGCCAUCCGUCUCCAAACAUCAAAGUACUACGACGCCCACCUCAUCUGCGACGACAGCAGCUGUGGAAACCGCACGCGGGAGAUCAGCGUCUAUGGACACCGCUGUCUUGGACCCAAAGGUCGUGCUGAAGGUUGUUUGGGCCGGAUGAGGUAUGAGUACUCUGAAAAGGAUAUGUAUAAUCAAUUGUUGUAUCUUCGAGGUUUGUGGGACGUGGAGAAGGUAGGCAAUGGGGUGGUGAAGGGUGACGGUGACGGUGAGGGGGAGGAGAGGGAGAAAGUGAAGGCCGUGAAAGAGUGGAAUAGGGAGAGGUUUGGGACGUGUAAGGGGGUUGUGGAGGGGUAUUUGAAGAGGUGCGGGAGGGUAUGGGUGCAGAUGGAUGGGUUGUUUGGGUUUGCUUUACAGAAGUAG
This is a messenger RNA of Letharia columbiana, 4383 nucleotides long. RefSeq lists its product as uncharacterized. The transcript has 5 exons. Gene Ontology annotation, molecular function: single-stranded DNA binding; DNA-directed DNA polymerase activity; chromatin binding. The record is from RefSeq and is a predicted model, not a curated record. Gene Ontology annotation, cellular component: alpha DNA polymerase:primase complex. The coding region runs from base 1 to 4383 and encodes 1460 amino acids. NCBI's taxonomy places the organism in Eukaryota, Fungi, Ascomycota, Lecanoromycetes, Lecanorales, Parmeliaceae. Gene Ontology annotation, biological process: leading strand elongation; DNA replication; lagging strand elongation.